CGAGGGUUGAUUGGCUGCAGUAUUUGGAGCAAAGCUGCUGGACUUCUAAAAGUGACUGUGUGCUGAAAGAAACAGGUGGAGAUGUCCAAGAGGUAGCUGGAUAAAUUUACUGGUGUGCUGUUAUAUAGCUAAGCGGGAUAUUGAAAACGUGGUGUUGCUGUUAGCAGCAGGAGAUUAGGGGAUGGUGCUGAGGCUUCAAUCCGUUCUGGUCCUCUCCCUGUCAGGAGUGUUGGCUUUCCUAGGCCUGUGGUGGUACACCUCUCGGAAGAAAGAACAACCCACUGACAAGGAUAAGACUACCACAGACCAGGCGCACCUGUCCUCCUCCACCAGAGACCGAGGUAUUGGUGUUGUGGAGAACGGCCACUCCACUGGGACAGAUCGGGACAGGCACGCAGUGAGGAAGAGGUCGUUAGUGGAACAGGAGCGUGUUGAUUGUACAAACACACAAGCGGUAGCAGAGCUGGUUAACAUCCCACUCUGCCAAUCACAACCGGAGGAAAGGUUUGUGGCUGCAGAGUGUCUGAGUAGAGUCCUCGAUAAUACUAAUGUGAAGCCCGUUACGGAGAGAACUGAGUCUUCAGCUCAAGUACUCCCAGAGACUGCACCUAAGAGCCAAGCCCAGGGGGGGUUCCCCCAGCCAUCCUCUGAUGAACAAGUUUCUUCUAGCUUUGACCUAGGCUAUAAUCCUAACCCUGGUGAGAGUGCAGGCCUAAAGCCACAUGCACCGCCACUCUCUGAGACGCUGGAGGACACUACAAACAGAACUUUCAACAAAGAGGAUGCAGAGGAGGUUCGACUAGACCCAGGGGAGGUUAGACUAGACCCAGGGGAGGUUAGACUGGACCCAGGGGAGGUUAGACUGGACCCAGAGGGAGAGGUUGGAGAAGACAAGAUUACAUUUUGUUUUGCAGAGAUAAAGCCUCAAACCGAUCUGGCUGAGAACUGCCUCCUCUCCAAAGACAACCUAUCUAUCCUGCCUGCUGUGGAAGAACCAACCUGUGAGUCAAGUCUACAGGAUGACACCUGUCUGGCUUCCCCCAUCAACCUCCUUACCAAUCAGGUGUCCCCCUCAAGGCAGCCAUUGGGCUUUCUGAUAUCACCUCAGAAGAAAGACCAGUCUGAGGAGUGUGAACUUAGCAGGAGUAACACAGAGGAAAUUAACCAGCUGGCGUCAAGUCUGAUUACUGACGUGGUCUCAGUAGCAGUGAGUCAAGUCCUGAAAGAAAGGACCCUACUAGAACAUAAUGUUGGGCCUCUCUGUAACAGGGACCCCUUCACAUCCCAAGAUAUCAUCUCAAUGGUUAACAGUGAGACUGGGAGAGAGAUGCCUGGUCUAUUGCAGGAGGAUCAGUGUUCAACAACUGGCAGGGAGAACAUAUGUUCAUCUCCUAUAGUCUAUGAGGAUGUGAAACAUGACUGCAGCAGUAGGACAGAGCAGGCAGAGCUUGCAGAAGAAGAUUCUGCAGUAGGUGAUUCUGGCUCCACCUCAGGUCAUUCCGAGGAGAGCUCCAGUGGCGAGGACUCGAGCCCCAGUGUGAGCCUGCAACCACCCAGGGGACCUGCUGAAGGACUGGGGGCCACCAGCAUGGCCCUCCCUAACGGUCACAGGACAGAGGUGGCUGUUGCAGGCUCUGGUGUGACCAGCAUGGACUCUGUAGACCGUUACGUUGAACACGAAGCCAGGGACAACCAGCAUAUCAACAGUCCAAGUCCGCUAAGUCAACUGCUGAACAGCGAUCAGCAAAUUGAAAAAUACAUCCAGAGUUACAACAGCAGCCAGCCACCGACUGUUUGGGACAUAGAGGUGCCAAAGCAUCUUGUUGGGAGAUUGAUUGGGAAGCAGGGGCGAUAUGUGAGCUACCUGAAGGAGACAUCCGGAGCAAACAUCUUCAUCGCCACCCUGCCUUACACCCAGGAGUUCCAGAUCUGCCAUAUAGAGGGGUCAAAGGAGCAGGUGGAUUGUGCUCUGGAGCUGAUCAGAAAGAAGUUCAAAGAUCUAGAUGUGACCAGCUGUUAUGUCCAUCCUCCAGUGGCCAGACUGCCCUCUCUCCCCAUCACAUCCUGGCUGCUGCUUCCCCAUAGGGUGACAGUUGAGGUAACCAUGAUCCAAGUAGCCUCUGGGAACUAUGUGUUCCUCCAGCAGCACACACACCCAACCUUCUAUGCUCUCCGCAUGCUGGACCAACAGAUGAGCUUGUGUUAUUCUCACCCAGGGUGCCCUCCCCUUCCGGCCCCAGUGGAAGUGGGAGUGAUCUGUGCUGCCCAGAUGCCUGAGGGAGCCUGGUGGAGAGCGCAGGUGAUGGGUUACUAUGACGAAACCAAGGAGGUGGAGCUCUGCUAUGUGGACUACGGAGGCUAUGUCCUGGUGAAGAUCGACACCCUCCGCCAGAUCAGAUCAGACUUUGUUGCCUUGCCUUUCCAAGGAUCUGAGGCGAUCCUGGAACAUAUUGCACCCCUUCCAGGAGAAGAAGGGUUCUCUGUUGCAGCCAAAUCUGCACUGGAGGAAAUGACACUAGGAUUGCCACUACUUGCACAGGUCACAAGCUGUCACACCAGUGGCAUUCCCUUGGUACAGAUAUGGAAAACUGAAGGAGAAGAGUUGGUGUCUGUGAACCGUGCUCUGGUGGAUAACGGACUGUGUAGCUGGGUAGACUGCCUCUGACUGUGAAGACAAAUCCUGGCCCUGUUUGGAUUAGUUUUCAAAUGUAUCCUCCCUUUUUAAGCACAGCUCUAUAAGGGAUUGGAUAUGUGUGAGUAAGGUUACCAGCCCUAUUACCCUCGCCAAACUACCAAAUAUAGAUCUGUGAUUACUUCAAGGAAAGUAGGAAGACAAAUUGGAUCUCUGAAGUAUUCAAACAUGGCCCCUGUCUUGCCUUUCAUCGUUCCAUCCCAUCAGUCCCAUCCUCUGGAUUGUUGCCCUGUUGGGGCACAACAAUGUCUUCCUUCUCAACUCGACUGUUCAUGCUUGUUGUUUCUUUAUCACCAUGUACACUUUCUGAUGUAUUUAUUUGGUGAAGUUUUAUUUACAGCCCCCCCACCCUUAUAUAAAUGUUUGUUAAUUAUGCUUACAUGAUUUUUGACCCAUAUUAUUCACCAUUCAUCUAAUUACUGUUUUGUUUUCAAUUGAUACAAUCCUAUUAAGAAACAAUAAAGAUGAACUGUCCUUUCUGAGGUGUCCACUUUGACCAUAGCCAGACUUAUGUUGUACAGUAUAAUGGAGCUACAGUCUGUAAUGGACUUCAUCACAUCUCAUUAAAUGAAUGCGUGUUGUGUA
Molecule: messenger RNA, 3277 nt
Organism: Oncorhynchus gorbuscha (pink salmon)
Lineage: Eukaryota; Metazoa; Chordata; Actinopteri; Salmoniformes; Salmonidae
Product: A-kinase anchor protein 1, mitochondrial-like
Exons: 11
Coding region: 182-2665 (827 amino acids)
Molecular function (GO): RNA binding
Source: RefSeq, a predicted model, not a curated record